Molecule: messenger RNA, 1749 nt
Organism: Juglans regia (Persian walnut)
Lineage: Eukaryota; Viridiplantae; Streptophyta; Magnoliopsida; Fagales; Juglandaceae
Product: UPF0481 protein At3g47200-like
Exons: 1
Coding region: 74-1576 (500 amino acids)
Source: RefSeq, a predicted model, not a curated record
UCACACAGCUAGCUAGCAGAUAGCUCACUAAUUGCUUGGGUGCACGUACGCCCGCGCACAAUUAACACACGGCAUGGCAGGAAAUAGGGAGCAUGUUAUUUCCGUGGAGGAGUUGCUUUCGAGAAAGGUUAAUAUUGUCGGAACCGAAGCUGGUGAAACAAGCAGAGGCCGCGACACUUCCGGCUUGCGGAGGCGGAUCAUUGAACUCGAAGACAAAGACUGCAGUCCUCCCAGGCCGGCCGUGUGCAAGCUGAAAAAGUUGAGGUUUGAGAAACUGAGGAAGGCAGGAGAAAGUGCCACGCCAAAUAAUGCAGCUCAAAGUCAAAAGGCUUCUCCAAAAAUACAAAGGGUUCCGCUCUUGCUGCGAGAUCACCAACAUUUUGACAAGUAUUUCAAACCAAGGAUAGUUGCAAUCGGUCCUAUCCAUCAUGGUGAGCCAAAAUACAAGCCAGCAGAGGCGUACAAGCUUAGAAUGGCAAACUACUUUGUCCAAGACAGUGGUACAAAGGAUGAGAUUUUGUACGACAUUGUUGAGAAGAACAUCGAGCAACUGAGGAAGUGCUUCGACGGGGAGGUGACCAAGAAGUAUGAUGAUCAGGCCCUCGCCUGGAUGCUGUUUGUGGACGGGUGUGCAAUAUUACAGUCCAUAUAUUAUGUAUUUAAUGAAUGCAAAGAUUUCAAAAUUAAAAUCGAUCAUAUGGCCUUUGGGCAGCAGGAUUUGCUCUUGUUGGAGAACCAAGUUCCGUAUCAACUCUUACUUGAUUUGAUGAAUUCCAGCGCAAAGAAAGAUGGAUUGAGGGACUCGAUCGAUCGAUUCAUCAAAAUGCAGAGUAUGGGGGCGCACGAGGAACAAGGGACUACGGAAACGCCGACCCAUCUGCUCGAUCUCCUCCGGACGAGAAUCAUAGGCAAAAGCAAAUUCAGUCCUGACCUCCCCAUGAACCCUGCUGAGAAAGUCAAAUGGCACAACAGUAGCUCAAUUGACGUGCAGUCGUAUCGCAACGUGCAGGAGCUUACAGCAGCAGGAAUUUACGUGGCGCCCAGCAAAACUGGUUCCUUGACGGCCGUAUCAUUUACUAAAGGAGUACUGAAUUUCUAUUCCGGAUACCUCUUGCUUUCUCCAAUUAUUAUUGAUGACUCAACAGGGCCCAAGUUCUUGAACUUGAUAGCCUACGAGAUGUGUCCGGAUUUCUACAACAACUUCGAGGUCGCAUCUUACAUAUCAUUCCUUGAUUCGCUCAUUGAUCACGCCAGCGACGUAAUGGAGUUAAGGAAUUCGGGCAUACUCCACAACCUCCUUGGCAGCGACAAAGAAGUGGCUCAACUCUUCAAUGAGAUUGGCACCGACUUGGUUCCUGACCCAGACGCAUAUCAGGACGUAAAAGCUGCCAUUCAGAUUCACUACCAAACUAAGUGGAAGACCUGGAUUGCUGAAGCCCUCCACGACCAUUUCAGAAGCCCCUGGACUAUUCUGGCUUUUUCGGCCGCCAUGAUAGUAUUGGGUCUAACUUUCGUACAGACCUGGUUCUCAUUCAAAGAAGACAGGGGUAAUUCCCGAGGCCGAGUUCGGCGCUAGUCACUGUAAACCACUCGUUACUUCACACUCAGUACAUGCAUAUUAUAUUUAGCUCAUUGAAAGUACUAGUUACCACUUCGACGAUCCUGGGACGACAAUGAUCAUGUACGUCGUUUGCUUUGCGGUAGGUACGUAUAACUCACUCCACAAUAUUAUAUAACUCGGGCGUGAAU